Acanthoscelides obtectus is the source of this 603-nucleotide messenger RNA. Lineage: Eukaryota; Metazoa; Arthropoda; Insecta; Coleoptera; Chrysomelidae. The record is from the annotation of a GenBank genome assembly.
CUUAAAUGCAUAUCCACAAGUUCCGCAUACGAAUAACGCUGCAUUUUAACACUAAGUUAUGGGGGAUUUGGAACCCGAAGAUCGGGAUCGGAUAAGAAUCCAGGAUAACGUGUUGUCGAUAAGUUAUUUGAAUGACGAAAGAGAUCCAGGCAUGUACCAAUGCAGGGCAUCCAAUACAUUGAAAACUAAGUACUCGUCAGCUCAGCUAAAGGUGUUAGCAUUCAAACCAUCCUUCAAGAAACAUCCAUUGGAAUUUGAAACAUAUGCACAAGACGGUGGAAACGUAACAAUAAAAUGCAAUCCAGAGGCUGCGCCUAGAGCCAAGUUCGUCUGGAAAAAAGAUGGGAAUCUUAUUGGAGCCGGAGGACACAGAAGGGUUUCCGAAGGUGGAAACUUGUUUAUUAGCCCUAUUUCUAGGGAUGAUGAAGGUUUAUACACUUGCACCGCUACAAACGAACUUGGCAUGGAUGAAUCAAAAGGAAGAUUGAUUGUACUACGUGAGUAGAAUAGAAUGGAUGUUUAUUAAUUGAAUUAUUAUUACUAAUUAUGUACAUAAUUGAACAUUACAAAAUCACAUACCACUUCAAUCCAAAAUAUAAAGUC